CAAAGUUCAGGGGUCAGCAAGGGUUAAAUAUUAACAGGUGUAUGUACCUGCAUGACUGUGACUAAUACACUAUUCUGGUGAGGCGAGCUUCUUGUGACUCCUACGACACUUUCCCAGGUGCAGUCUUAACUUACAGGUGCAUGAUGGGAUUCUGGUUUACGGAGGGUCUGAGUUUCCUGCCCAUCGGGCUGGGCCUGUGGACGACCGCUACCAUGGUAACCACCUACAUCAUGGCGGUCCUACGCGGCGACGUUGUGCCAGACUUCCCAUACAUCAGCGACACAGGAGACAAGAUUCCCGAGAGCUGCGUGUUCGGACAGAUGCUGAACAUCUCAGCAUUCCUCAGUCUGGGCACCAUGUACGUCAGGUAUAAGCAGGUCGAGGCGAUGAACCGGUCGGACUCCCGCUGCCUCCGGCUGCUGAACAAGGCCGGCCUGUGGGUCGGGCUGCUGACCUCAGUGGGGCUGACACUCGUGGCAAACUUCCAGGAGGGUAACGUGAAAGCUGUACAUUUCAUCGGCGCUGCUCUAGUGUUCGGCAUGGGAGUCGUGUACAGCUGUCUCCACACCGUCGUCUCGUACCGGCUCUACCCGGCGUAUGCCUCGCUGCGCCAGUGCCGCGCCAGGGCCGCCAUCACUGCUGUGGGGGCCGUCGCCAUGACGAUCGCAUUUGGAACAGCAAUGGUGGCGAACUACCAAUGGGCGACACACGAACAUGCACACGACAGGCUCCACUGGCAGCC
Branchiostoma floridae (Florida lancelet) is the source of this 742-nucleotide messenger RNA. Its product is annotated as DNA damage-regulated autophagy modulator protein 1-like. The record is from RefSeq and is a predicted model, not a curated record. NCBI's taxonomy places the organism in Eukaryota, Metazoa, Chordata, Leptocardii, Amphioxiformes, Branchiostomatidae.